AUGUCUACUGGUAUCAUCACACACUGGAUCUAUCGACAUCGAAGAGUGUUCUGGGUAUUAGUCGUGGCUGCAAUCGUGAUACUACAAGUCAUUGUACUCGGAGGGAAUCAUGAUGACUGGGAUACAGCAUCUGCCUCGUUGCUGUACGGCGAGAUGCAUCCCACAAUUGCGACUCAAAACUUCACCCCGCCGUUCCACACACAGGGUCGACACAUCAAGGACGUCCAGGACAGGAUCAUCAAACUAGCCAGUAUCAACUGGUAUGGUGCCAGUGACAUCGAUUUUGUACCAGGUGGACUAGAAGUGCGGCAUCGCGAUGAGGUCGCCCAGUUGAUCCGUGCACUAGGGUUCAACAGUGUGCGAUUGCCGUACGCCGAUGAGCUGGUCCAUCGCAACCCACUUGUCAACCAAAGCAAGAUCGCUGCGAACCCAGAUCUCAUCAUCGAUGGAUUCUCACCUUCUGCACUCGAUGUGUAUCACGCCGUCGUGGAGAGUCUCACCUCGGCUGGGCUACUGGUCAUCGUCAACAACCACAUCACAACGGCGACAUGGUGCUGUGGCAUCAACCCCUGUGAUCUUGACUGGAGCAAUUCAUGGUUCGGUGGAGAACUGCUCUGUCCUGUUCCACAAACAGAGGAGCGAUGGAUUCGGAACUGGGAAACGAUAAUGCGACCGCUCGUAUCGAAUGAACUCGUUAUCGGGGCUGAUCUACGCAACGAAGUGCGCGGUCUCUGGGGUACUAUGCACUGGGACGAUUGGGCGACAGCAGCUGAGCGAGCCUCGGAACGAUUACUCACAUUGAACCCGAACUGGCUUAUGAUAGUCGAAGGGAUCUCAUCAGCAAACGAUCUCUCGGGGGUACGUUCACGCCCAGUCCAACUGAGUGUGCCAGACCGAGUAGUAUACUCAUCACAUGUAUAUAAAUGGUCUGGAUGGGGCAGUUUAGCACCAUUCUCAGGACGAACAUAUGAAGGGUUUGCAGAUGAAAUGAGGAAGAACUGGGCGUACUUGAUAGAAGAGGAUAUCGCGCCAGUAUGGGUGGGGGAGAUCGGCACGAGCGAGUCACCAAGCGAGGGAGAUAAGAAUUACUGGCGUCAUUUGAUGCGCGCUUUGGGCACAGUGGAUGCCAGUUGGGGAUACUGGGCGCUCAAUGCGCGUAAGGCAUGGGGAGAAUGGGAGAGCUAUGGGUUGGUGGGGGAUGAAUGGGAUUGGGAGACGGUCAGAUGGGAUUAUCGAUUGGAAGAUUUACGAGUUCUUGGCUUGAACUUGGGCUUGAACUUGAGCUUGAACCCGAACUUGAAGCAUGGGACAUGA
This is a messenger RNA of Penicillium malachiteum, 1314 nucleotides long. Its product is annotated as cellulase family protein. The transcript has a single exon. The record is from RefSeq and is a predicted model, not a curated record. NCBI's taxonomy places the organism in Eukaryota, Fungi, Ascomycota, Eurotiomycetes, Eurotiales, Aspergillaceae. Gene Ontology annotation, molecular function: hydrolase activity, hydrolyzing O-glycosyl compounds. The coding region runs from base 1 to 1314 and encodes 437 amino acids.